GCGCCGCGCGGAAGAUGGCGGCGGACAGGCGCGAGGGAAGGGAGAGCCGCCAGUACUCGGGAGGAGUGCGGAACCUGCUGCGCGACGGGUUCGGAGUCUACGUGUAUCCCAACAGCUUCUUCCGUUACGAAGGCCAGUGGAGGAUGGGCAAAAAACAUGGACGAGGCAAGUUCAUCAUGAAGGAUGGGAGUUUCUACGAGGGGGACUUUGUCGACGGGGAGAUCGAAGGGAACGGCGUUCGCUACUGGGCCCGAACAGGGGACUCGUACUCGGGCCAGUUCCACUGCGGCGAGCUGCACGGCUUCGGCGUCAUGGAGUAUGGGAGUGGACACAGGUACGAGGGACAGUUUUCCUACGGCCUGAGAGAAGGUCAUGGGGUGCUGUCAGAUAAGGUGGGGCACAGGUACGAGGGGUCGUUUCAUGAAAACAAGAAACACGGAGAAGGAAAGAUGAAAUUUAGGAACGGAGAUCGCUAUGAAGGAGACUGGCUCUUAGACCAGAGACAAGGUCAUGGGGUCAUGCGCUAUAGAGACGGGUCAGUCUAUGAGGGUCAAUGGAGGAACAACUUGUUCAACGGUCAGGGAAAAAUGACCCAGAGCUCCGGCGUCGUCUACGAGGGCCUGUGGAUGAAUGGGAGGCCGUGCUGUGAGUGCGGGUUCGAGGUUAUUAGCUACCCUUUGAUGGAGAGAGCCUUUGAAAGCAACGGCCCCAGAAGCGCGGCCCCCCUCGCCGCGGCCAAAUCCGGCUUUGCGCGGGCAGACUCGCCAGUCCCCGAGGGGCAGCCGGGGUCUGGAGGAGGAUCAGACGGCACGGGGCUCGGAAGGGGCACCCCCAGCUACCUGGAUGGGGAGUCCGAGAGCGGAGGCCCAUCCGCAAGGGGAGAACGUGUCGCCGUCGCCGAGUCAUUUUCAGUCUACUGCUUUCUGGUGGACGAGGGGCAGCGGCAUCGUACACGGCACACCACAAACAUUCAACCCUGGCAGUGGGGUGAGCCGCCCUGUGGAAUGUCACAGCGAUGGAACAAGAUAAUUAAUCGUUUAUUUGCUGUCCAGCUAAAACAGCGCCAGUGCACCAUGUUAUUCCGGAAAUGA
Messenger RNA from Scleropages formosus (Asian bonytongue), 1091 nucleotides. RefSeq names its product MORN repeat-containing protein 1-like. The record is from RefSeq and is a predicted model, not a curated record. Lineage: Eukaryota; Metazoa; Chordata; Actinopteri; Osteoglossiformes; Osteoglossidae. The coding region runs from base 15 to 1091 and encodes 358 amino acids. The transcript has 11 exons.